GUUUUCUGAAAAAAAACGAUCUCUCCCGUCUCCUGCGUUAUUUGGUAUCGAGCCUUCUUUCUUUGAGGACCAAUUUUAUCCUCCUGAAACGAACAGACUUUUUGGAACUAUUCGGGGCUAGCGGACGACCUCUGGAAGUGUUUUCAGGGUUGGCAUUAUGAACGUUACACCGAAUUAUUCCCGGAUACUCGGCUUCGUUUUGGUGAACGCCACGUCUGGAACUCCGGACUAUGGUUUCAGCAACGGGACGGAGCCGCUUUCCAGUCAGACCGCAAGCUGCAACAACUGGAAAGAAAUCCACCAUUUGAUCUUUCACCUCGCCAACAUCUGCUUCGCUAUCGGGCUGCUUAUUCCCACCACCGUUAAGAUCCACAUGAUACUGCUCCGCGGCAUGAUAAGCAUAGGCUGUGCACUCUUUAUUGCCUGGGCAGUAUUUUAUCGAUGUGCUUUAGACAUAGUGAUCUGGAACUCUCUGUUUCUUAUUCUCAACAUGAUGCAUUUAAUCUAUCUGUUGUACAAAAGGAGACCUAUAAAGCUUGAUAAGGAGCUCAAGGUACUUUACAGGAGAAUGUUUGAGCCACUUCAUGUUCCUCCUGAUUUGUUCCAAAGACUCACUGGACAGUUCUGCAGUAUCAUGACUCUUAAAAAGGAUCAAACUUAUGCAGCCGAAGAUAAAACAUCUGUCGAUGACCGACUUAGUAUCCUGCUUAAGGGAAAGAUGAAAGUUUCUUAUCGUGGGCACUUCUUGCACAACAUUUACCCCACUGCUUUCAUCGACUCACCGGAAUUCCGAUCAACUCAGUUGAACAAAGGAGAAAAAUUCCAGGUAACUAUAGUGGCUGAAGAUAACUGCAAGUUUCUGUGCUGGUCCAGGGAGAGGCUGACUUUCUUUCUGGAGACCGAGUCAUUUCUUCAGGAAGUAUUUAAGUACCUAAUAGGCAAAGAUAUCACAAACAAGCUGUAUUCCUUGAAUGAUCCAACAUUAACUGACAAAACUGCCAAAAAGAUAGAGAGACAACCGAGCCUAUGUUCCCAGCUUUCAAUGAUGAGAGUGAGAAACAGUAUGGCCAGUACAAGUGACACCGACGAUGGACUCUCACAUUUCCUACAUGGAGGUUCUACUGCUUCAUCAAUCCAAACAACUGCUGAUUCUUCAUCCUUGGCCCAAUUGCAACUAACUACAUGGUCCCGAUUCCUGAAGAUGAAAGGUCUCUGAAGAGGUCCCCAUAUUCUAGGACUUCAGGAAAAAUGAGACCCAUUGAAGAGAGUAUUGAGGAUGAUGUCUUUGAGCCGCCUUCACCAGUUGUCCACGCUGCUCCCAACUGGUCCUGAUCUGAGCGUACAAGCAUCUUACAAACAAGUUUUCUUGCUUUUAAGCAGUAAAGCAUUGACACACAGCUAGCUACAGGGACUGUGUAAUAUACACAGAGGUCCAGGAUUUGGCAUAUGUUCAUUUCCUUUUAUCACCUCAUCACUGUCUGUCACUUUCCUAACUGUUGAUUGUUAAA
Molecule: messenger RNA, 1508 nt
Organism: Pristis pectinata (smalltooth sawfish)
Lineage: Eukaryota; Metazoa; Chordata; Chondrichthyes; Rhinopristiformes; Pristidae
Gene: popdc1
Product: blood vessel epicardial substance
Exons: 9
Coding region: 158-1216 (352 amino acids)
Cellular component (GO): sarcolemma
Molecular function (GO): cAMP binding
Source: RefSeq, a predicted model, not a curated record